UGAUGUGAUGAAAAGAUCUAAACGUUGUUGGGAUCGAUGGAGUACAUGAUACAUGCGCGCAUGAGUCUGUAUAUAUUCUGGGUCCCUGUAUUAAUUGCUGCAGCUAGCAUUCGUAAAAUCUUGGCGUCGCAGAGAAUCAGAAAAACUUGGAAGGCAUGGCGGAGGAGAACGAGAAUGAGAGCUAUAAGAAAUACGGGGACUUGUACCUGGCUGUGCGACGUGGGAAUUGGAACGCAGUACAAGAAUUUCUGGAGCGUGAACCCGAUGCAUUGACUGCAAAAAUAAACUGGAAAUACCAAACGCCGCUUUACGUAGCUGCGGCUGCAGGACAGGUGCACGUAGCGAAGAAAUUGGUGGAGAAACUGCCGGAAGAAAAGUUGGAAAUGCAAGAUUAUUACGGUUACACAGCUAUUACAGAGACAGUGAUGCGUGGAAACCACGAGCUUACAAAGUGCAUACUUAACAAGAACAAGAAGUUGAUCAGCAUCACCAAUCACAUUGGAAAUUUGCCGCUUAUUCAGGCUAUUUACUAUGGCCAAUUAGAAAUGGCUCGCUAUUUGUAUGCUCUCACUCCGCUCGACGAUCUUUUGCCUGCGAAAGACUACAACGGUCCUAAUUUUUUCACAUACUGUAUCUAUACCGGAACUUUAGAUAUUGCUUUGGAUUUAAUGAAAAGGCACCCACCUUUGGGCCUUGCUCGAGACAAAUACGCGAUCACACCGCUGUUGGCAUUGGCGUCCAUGCCUGAUCUAUUCCCCAGUGGAAAUCUCGAUCGGCUCGUGUUUUGGAAACGAUGGAUCUACGAAUACUGUAUACAUAUUCCUCUGAAUCGUGACUCCAAGGAAAUUCAUUUGAACGUUCAUAAGGUAGAAACCGAAAGCCAGAAAGCAAAAACUUUCAUAUCAGUGCCAGCUCUAUUGCGCCAUCUAGUUUCAAAUGUCCUAAACAUCUUGGGAAUCAAGCAUUUAUAUCAGAUGAAGUUGACCCAUGUCCAAGCCCAAGAACUUCUUAGUCUAAUGUGCGCAAGAAUAACUUGUUUAGACUACUACGAAAGGCGAGAUGGCUGCGUUGAAUAUGCCAUCAUCAAAGCUGUCGAGAAUGGGAUUUUUGAAGUUGCUUCUGAGAUGCUGAAGGCGGAUCCAGAUCUUGAGUGGACCUUUGAUGGACAGAAGAGAAACUUACUUAUGCUUGGUGUCUUGCAUCGCCAAGCUAAGAUCUGUAGCCUUCUAAUAGGGCUUGAUUUGAACAAGGCUCUGGCAUGUUAUGAAGAUAGGGAGACCAAUGGCAUUUUACAUAUGGCAGGAAUGUCAGGAGAGUCCCGUACUAUGCUUAAUCGCAUCCCAGGUGCAGCUUUGCAAAUGCAAAGAGAACUCCAGUGGUUUGAGGAGACGAAGAGAGUUUUCCAACCCAAGGUCAGGGUAGUCCCUAACACGGAAGGUUUGACUCCCCGAGAAUUGUUUACGAAAGAGCACAAGGACAUGUUGAAAGAGGGAGAGCAAUGGCUAAAGGACACUUCGACAUCUUGUACAGUUGUAGGUGCUCUCAUUAUUACCAUUAUGUUUGCUGCAGCCUUUACCGUUCCAGGUGGUAACGACCAAACAGGCUUGCCAAUGUUCCUGCAUAAAAGGCUGUUUAUGCUCUUUAUAAUAUCUGAUGCCUUGUCCCUCUUCACUUCCUCAACUUCAGUUUUGAUGUUUUUAGGAAUUCUCACGUCACGUUAUUCAGAAGAUGACUUUCUCAAGUCUUUACCAACAAAGAUGAUAAUAGGUCUUUCCACACUCUUUUUCUCCAUUGCAACGAUGAUGGUAGCCUUUUCUGCUGGUCUUUUAAUUAUGCUACGUGACCAAUCAUGGAUUGUUGUUCCUAUAAUUUCUUUGGCUAGUGUUCCAGUGAGCCUCUUCAUAUGGAUGCAGUUCCCUCUUCUUGUUGACAUGAUCAUGUCAACUUAUGGACCAGGAAUCUUCGAUAGUAAACUGAAGAUUGUCAUUAAUUACUAGUUCACUGAAAAUUAUUGCAGAUCAUGUACGUGUGCAGUAUGGUGUUUAUAUCAUGUUCCACUAAUCAUCGGCGCGGCAUACCAUCCAGAACCGAUGAUUGUUUGCUUUUUUGGGAAGGAUGAAUGAUAAACAUUCUGCUGAUUAUGUUGCAUAUUUUAAUUAGCAUGAGUUACCCUUGUUUUAA
This is a messenger RNA of Juglans regia (Persian walnut), 2181 nucleotides long. RefSeq names its product ankyrin repeat-containing protein NPR4-like. Lineage: Eukaryota; Viridiplantae; Streptophyta; Magnoliopsida; Fagales; Juglandaceae. The coding region runs from base 156 to 1997 and encodes 613 amino acids. The record is from RefSeq and is a predicted model, not a curated record. Gene Ontology annotation, molecular function: protein binding. The transcript is spliced from 7 exons.